Messenger RNA from Anolis sagrei ordinatus, 1640 nucleotides. It is a transcript of the gene ODR4, whose product is annotated as odr-4 GPCR localization factor homolog. Gene Ontology annotation, cellular component: endomembrane system. Lineage: Eukaryota; Metazoa; Chordata; Lepidosauria; Squamata; Anolidae. The record is from RefSeq and is a predicted model, not a curated record. Gene Ontology annotation, biological process: intracellular protein localization.
GUGUGGUGUCGUCAUCACAGUGCGCCCCGUUUUGGGCGACCAGGAGAUGACGGAGGUUAGGCCACCUCAGUGUGUACGGCAAGAGGGAGCCAGCUGGUGCCUUGGUGAUGGGGAAGCUGCCUUGACAGGGUGGAAUACAUGCAAUAAGGAAACCCCUCUUUGAUACUAGCAAUCAUGGGAAGAAGCUGCUUUGUUGAAGAAGCUGUGGGGCAGUAUCUCUUGGAUCUCAUCACCACUUCAAAACCUUUUGCCAUUGGUCUCUUAGUGGGGCAGUGCUCCCAGCAAAGAGACUAUGUCUUGUUAGCUGUUCGAACACCCCCAAAGGAGGAAGAAAGCAGAAGCAAUCCAGGUUACCAUUCAAGCUUGACUAAUAUUGAUGAGGAAUGGAUGACAGCUCAUGCCAAUCAGGUCUCCAGAAUGCUUCCUGGAGGACUCCUAGUUCUUGGUGUUUUUACUGUUGCUGUUCCAGAACUGGCAAAAGAGAUUCAAACUACUCUACGCAAGCUUGUUUUCUCGGUAGAAAAGGCUAUAGCCAGAAAGCGAUUGUGGAAUUUAUCAGAAGAUGAUGUGUCAGAUAGGGUGGCUCUUCAUCUUUGUACUGCUACAAAGAAAUUCACUUGUCGCACUUAUGAUGUGCAAGAUCCAAAGAGUACAGCCAAACCAGCAGAUUGGAAAUACCAGAAUGGCCUCUCAACUUCCUGGCUAUCUCUAGAAUGCACUAUUAAUGUUAAUAUACACAUCCCAUUGCCAACUACAUCAUCCAGUCACGACCUAGAAAAAAAUACAAGGAAUGGAUUAGCACGAUGGGCUAAGCAGAUAGAGGAAGCUGUCUUUUUGAUCAACAGUCAAGUCAAAGAAGAAGAUGCUGAUUUGCUGGAAGGGCAAAAAAAAGCAGGAAGAGGAAAUGUGCCAUCAGCUAUUCAGAUCCUUGAUGUUAGGGUUGUAACACAAUUGUCACAAAAGACAAACUCUAGAUCUACAGCAACAGUCCAGGUCUGCGGUGGUUCCAUAAAUCUUAAAGGUGCUUUAAAAUGCAAAGCUUACAUCCAUAAUAACAAGCCUAAAGUUAAAGAUGCUGUUAAGGCUUUGAAGCGAGACAUAAUAAACACUUUCUCUGAUCGCUGUGAAAUAUUGUUUGAAGAUCUGCUCAUGAAUGAAACAACAGGAAAGAAAAAUUCAGAAAGAGUAUAUCAUACCUUGCCCUGCCGAGUGUUUGCUCCCAUUGCUGGCUCAAAUGUUUUGUUUUGUGAUUAUAAGUUUGGUGAUGAAACAGCCAGGGAAAUCCAAGAGCGUUUUCUCGAGAUGCUGGAUCAAGCUGUUCAAACAGAGGAUUUGUGUACAGCUGAGGAGAUAAAUAUGGUUGAAGUAAGUCCAACAAAGGAAUACAGCGAUGAUGAUGUGCAACAAAAACAGUUGACCAAAGAAGUGCUUCUCCUGAAACUUCAUCAGAAUAUAGGACUGGUGAUAGCAGUGGCUGUUGCAAUCUCUGCAGCUGUGUUCUCUUUCAACUACUUCAGUGACUAAACUUCUUCUCAUAAGACCCCCUCUUGGGCAAUGUCUGCUGUCAUAGACUUCCUCAAAUCAUGCAUGCUUCUGGAAGCAAAUACACUAACAGUGUAAUGUGUCACCUAACAAUGCCA